Molecule: messenger RNA, 2077 nt
Organism: Lottia gigantea (owl limpet)
Lineage: Eukaryota; Metazoa; Mollusca; Gastropoda; Lottiidae
Exons: 15
Coding region: 314-2077 (587 amino acids)
Biological process (GO): regulation of transcription by RNA polymerase II
Molecular function (GO): DNA-binding transcription factor activity, RNA polymerase II-specific; RNA polymerase II cis-regulatory region sequence-specific DNA binding
Source: RefSeq, a predicted model, not a curated record
ACGGCUUCUAGUUGGAAGUGUCCCUCGAUAAACGAUUCGACAAUAUCAGGGUUUGAGUUGGUAUCAGGAGUAAAUAAAGUGUACAGUAGCAAGGAGCAAGGGGAACCAUUUACCUGACAAUAAUACACGUUCCUUUUUCUCAUGAUACAUUAGAACGUCAACACUUUUUUCAUUCUGAUCUUAUCACAGCCUUCAAUCUCUUGGAACAGUUUUAUCAACUAGGAAUUUUUGUGACAAAUGUAAGAAGUGGUGUGAAAUUCUAAGUUUUUGUUGAGGAUUUUGGUGUCAGGGUUGUGCCUGAAAGUAAGAGUAAAUGUUUGUAACGGAUCAAGAAACGACUAGCCCAAUGAAGGAAGAAUCUCUAUCUUCCCAGUUAUCUGCUGUCAGGAAUUGGAUGCAGCCGACAGUUUUAGAUCAAAAUGGGAGUGUGGGAUUAAGUCGUGCACAUUUUGAAAAACAACCACCAAGUAAUUUAAGAAAGAGUAAUUUCUUUCACUUUGUACUGGCAUUAUAUGACAGACAAGGUCAACCAGUUGAAAUAGAGAGGACAGCUUUCAUAGAUUUUGUAGAAAAAGAUCAGGAACACGAAUCACAAAAGACAAAUAAUGGAAUCCACUACAGAUUACAACUAUUAUUCGCUAAUGGUGUACGACAAGAACAAGAAAUUUAUGUUCGACUCAUUGAUUCAGUAUCGAAACAGGCUAUCAUAUAUGAAGGGCAGGAUAAAAAUCCAGAAAUGUGUCGUGUUUUAUUAACACAUGAAGUAAUGUGCAGUCGAUGUUGUGACAAGAAAAGUUGUGGAAACAGAAAUGAAACUCCAUCAGACCCCGUCAUUAUUGACAGAUUCUUCCUCAAAUUCUUCAUGAAAUGUAACCAGAAUUGUUUAAAGAAUGCCGGUAAUCCACGAGAUAUGAGACGUUUUCAGGUAGCAGUAUCUACAUCAGUGGCAAUCGAUGGGCCAUUAUUAACUAUCUCAGAUAAUAUGUUUGUACACAACAAUUCUAAACAUGGUAGACGGGCUAGGCGAUUAGAUCCUACUGAAGGAGGUGAUCUUCGUUUCUCACAUUUACGACCAAAGUUGUCUCCCUUUGCUGCAACAACUCCUUGUAUUAAAGCUAUUUGCCCUAGUGAAGGAUGGACUAGUGGUGGUACAACUGUCAUUAUAAUUGGUGAUAACUUCUUUGAUGGUUUACAAUUGGUGUUUGGUACCAUGUUAGUCUGGAGUGAGUUGCUGACGUCUCAUGCAAUACGUGUACAGACGCCACCUCGCCAUAUCCCUGGUGUUGUAGAGGUCACAUUGUCAUAUAAAUCAAAACAGUUCUGUAAGGGUGCUCCAGGUCGAUUUGUAUAUACAGCUUUAACUGAACCUACAAUAGAUUAUGGUUUCCAGAGAUUAAUGAAAUUAGUUCCAAGACAUCCAGGUGAUCCUGAAAAAUUACCAAAGGAAAUCAUAUUGAAGCGGGCAGCAGAUUUAGCGGAAGCGUUAUAUUCCAUGCCUAGAAACCACAAUCAGUUAUCACUACCUGCACCCCGUUCACCGGCCAUGAAUAACACGUCACCAAUGUCAGGAUUCAAUGCCUACCCUAGCCAGUUAGCUGUCAGUGUAGGCAGUGUGGCAGAUACAGCUUCCGGUCAGUGGGAAGAAGGUUGGUGUCUGAAACGAACCUCCAGAAGUUACAAUAGAAGUCAAAGUUCAAGUGUUUCUCCUAGAGGAUAUGGCUCUAAUGGUUCAACACCUCAUAGUAAUGGUAGUUAUACUAGUACACCAGCCAUGAAUGGUUAUCAUCAUGGGGGUGGAGCACUUGGGAAUAUGGUUAAUGCACCCCAUUCGCCGCCUAUGCAUAAUAUAGGAUCACAGGGAUUGGGGUCGUGUACACCAGGAAUCUUUUCCUUCUCACCUGCCAAUAUGAUCACAGCCGUCAAACAAAGAAGUGCUUUCGCUCCCGUCUUAAGAGGGGGGAAUAGUCCCCCACCAACCUUUCCUGGUAUCCAAACUAGCGGUUGGGCACAUCCUCUCAUACACGUUAGUAUUAUUUCAACAUCCCUUCCAUCAAAUGCCUUAAAGGUAUCCUACUAG